This is a messenger RNA of Purpureocillium lilacinum, 918 nucleotides long. RefSeq lists its product as uncharacterized. Gene Ontology annotation, biological process: nucleotide metabolic process. Lineage: Eukaryota; Fungi; Ascomycota; Sordariomycetes; Hypocreales; Ophiocordycipitaceae. The record is from RefSeq and is a predicted model, not a curated record. Gene Ontology annotation, molecular function: ATP binding; ATP:ADP adenylyltransferase activity.
AUGACAAAAAACAGUCACUACAGCGAUCCGAAUGGCGUGAUGGAAAAUUGGGGCGCCAGCGACCUGGUCGAUUUGACCGCAAAGGCCCUCCGAAUGUUCGAUGAGCUGCUCAGUCGCCGUAAGCUCUUCUACGCGGAGUCAAGACCUGAGAUCGUACAGCAUGAGGGGUUUCUAUUUGAGUUCCGCCAGAGCCCAGUUCUCACCAAGAAACCCAUCCUGCCCCGGGACGCCAAGGAACGGUCCGGCAACGGCGGCCCAUUCCUGAACCCGGACCCCGACUUUGUCGUUGCGACGAUCGGGCAUCACCAUGUACUAGAGUUGAACAUGUACAGUAUGUUUCGGCCGAUGUUUGUGCUGCAUACUCGCGAGUUUGCCCCGCAGACCGACGACCUGGAUGUCGACGAUGUGAGUGCAGCGCGAAAUGUCAUGGCGAGCUUGCAGGGAGGGUCAGGUCCGCAGAUGAUGCUCUACAACUGUGGCGUGGACGCUGGCGCGUCCCAAGGGCACAAGCACAUGCAGAUUGUCCCGCUGCCGUCGUCGUUUAAGCUCUAUCCCGAGCUCGCAGAUUCGACAGAGGAGAUGGCCUGCAAUAUCCCCAACAUACCGUACAAACAUUUUGUCCUCCGAGUACCACCGUCGGCAAACUCUGGCCAAGUGCACGCCAAGCUCGUUCGUCUGGUCGAAAGCUGUCGAGUGGCUCAGAGACAAGCCCGGACCGGCGACGCAUACAACGUCGUCAUGACGGACAGUUGGCUUUGUGUCAUUCCGAGACGUCGUGCUGCGCCUGGAAGCCGUAUCGCCAACGGAGCUGGAAUGAUGGGGGCUGUCUGGGUCCGCGAUCCAGAAGAGAGGCGAAUGUGGGACACAUUGGGGCCGUCAGCCCAACUAUCACAACAAGGUAUUCCCAUUAGCCCGUAG